Drosophila kikkawai is the source of this 772-nucleotide messenger RNA. RefSeq lists its product as uncharacterized. NCBI's taxonomy places the organism in Eukaryota, Metazoa, Arthropoda, Insecta, Diptera, Drosophilidae. The record is from RefSeq and is a predicted model, not a curated record.
AGCAAUCGAUCACUCAAUACUCAAAUUUUCAUAAACACAACAGCUUGUCCCACAUUUGUUGUAUUUCAAAAUUUAUUCCGGACCUAGACAAUCAGACCCAAAAUGCAGUUGGCAUUCUGGAAGAGCACUGCAAAGGAAGACCAGCUCGAACAGAUAACGCCCAUCUGGAAGGAUUUGAAUGCAACAUUCGUGACUGUCCUCAAUUGGAGCUGGCUCAUCUACACCAUCGCCCUGCUGAUGAUCUCCGUGUGCUGCUAUUAUGCCUACCGUGAUCGCUGCCGCCGGACGGAGACUAUGCGACGUCGCCGGGUGGUUCAGCAUGCCGAGAAUCGGCCCCCGCAAAAGCGGCGACCGAAUGCUGCCUAUCGUGAUCACCAGAUCUAUCGCUAUAUCAUCCUGAGCCUUGCCAAAUACAUGCGGAAUCCGGAGGUCAUUCGUCCGUUCAUCGACCACAUGGAAAAGCUUUAUCCCCCCAGGCAUUCUCUGGCUGAUCAGAAGCAAAUGGACGAGCUCUCGGCGAGUGUGAACGAUGCAGAGCCAAGCGUGGGCGAGGAUUGAGGGAUCGAAGGGUUCAAAAUCAAGGACAGCAUCAGCUUCCACCGAAAUUGUUGGUACAAUCGAAUAUGCCUCAUCGUUUAGAUAAUAAUAUCAGAAGGUAUUUUUUUUUUAGAUACAAAUUUGGUAAACUAAGCUAAUAUGAAUGAACUUUGCACAAAAUUUAAACUUUUUGAAAUUGUAAAUAUUUAAUAAAAAAGAAGAGAAAGGAGGGAAA